CCCAAGGCUGUCUCCCCCCGCUGAGCCCCCCCCACGGCUGAGUCCUCUCCCCCAGCUGAGUCCCCCCUCACGGCUGAGCCCCCCCGGCUGACCCCCCACCCGCAGCUCCCGGCGCCCCCCUCCCCCCCCGACGGCGCCCCUGCUGUGCCCGCCGCCGUCCCCAGGGGGAUGGCCUGGCCCCCACGAGGGCAGAGCGGGGCUAGUCCCGGUGCAUAGCCCUGCGCUUCCGGAACCUGUCCCUCCCGCCUCCCUGGUGCCCGCCCCACGGGGAAACCCGUGCCACCAGCUUCCACUGGGGCAGCUGCCACCUGGAACUGGGUCACCAGGACAUCCCGGGAGACGGCCCCUAGCGCCCCGCUCUGUGCCUGUUCUGCCGCACGUGCCUAGGCCUGUGCCAGCCCCCUCGGGAUGCCCCGCCCCCCGAUAUGGGCCUCUGACCCCCUCGCGCUCCCUGGACUUGAGGAGGCCCCGCGGAAGCGUGGGGUUUGGCUUCACUGAGCCCCCUGAGGUGGUGCCGGCUGCUCCCCCAGAUCACGGGCCCUGCUGCACAUUGCUCACCAGGGACCCCCCCCCCAAGGGCAUCCUCAGCCCCUGUGCCCACCCUCCACCAAGGCGCGUCCCUGGGCUCCCAGUGGAACCUCGGCCCCUUGCAGACCCUGCAGACCUUGGGCCUUCUCCUCACCCCCGCUGCUGAGGCCCAGUUGGGCCCAGUGGGCAGUGUGGCCCUCCUGGCCCACUAAACCCCACCUGGGGCCUGGGUGCAGUUGGCAGGGGCAGGUGGGGGCUGCCUGCACUUUCUAGAUGCUUCUCGCUUUGGGGGUUUUGGGGGUGGGCGGGUGGGCGGUCAGCUUGUAGCUGGUGAUGUGGACACCACCUCUCCUGAGCCUCUUAUCUGUUGAUCUUCACGCCUGUCAAGGAUGAGCUGGCGCUUCCAGCACAGGGGCGUGGAGGUGGCCCCAUCUGUUUCCCCACUGAGGGGGUGGGCCGGUGCGGAAUAAGCUGGUUCUGACCGAGCCCACCUCACCUGAGCCAAAGGGAGCUGGAGGGCGUGCCCUGUGUGGGGCCCGUUCCGGGGGGUGACAGCCAUGCGGGGGCCACGUGCCUGUGGGACGGCACUUUGAACAAACACAUGACUCUGAGCCUGUUUACGGGGUGGGGUGGGCAUGUCCUCUGGUCUCUGUUCAUGAAUCAUUCACCGGUCCUUUCCAAAGACUGACCUUGGGGGUCAACAGGCCACCCUGCCCCGAGGACUCGGGACUGGCUGCCGGUAUCGGGUAUCCUCUGUACCAGCUGGGCAACCCCCAGCUCCGGGUUUUCCGCACCAACUUCUUCGUCCAGCUGGUGCGGCCUGGCACAGCCCAGCCCGAGGACACAGUGCAGUUCCGGAUCCCCAUGGAGAUGACCAGAGUGGACCUCAGGAAUUAUCUUGAGCGCAUUUACAACGUGCCUGUGGCCGCCGUGCGGACGAGGGUGCAGCACGGUUCCAACAGGAGGCGGGAUCACAGGAACGUCCGGAUAAAGAAGCCAGAUUACAAGGUGGCCUAUGUGCAGCUGGCGCACGGACAGACCUUCACGUUCCCAGAUCUGUUUCCUGAGAAAAAGAGUCCUGAAGGUGGUUCUGUGGACGAGGCCCUGCGGGACCAGGUCUUGGAGGACCAGAGGCGGAGGCAAACCCCUGACCCCCGGCGCGGCGGCGUCCCCAGCUGGUUUGGCCUGUGACGGGCGGCUCGGUUGUGAGCUCAGCUCAGCUUGAAUAAAAGUGCUGCUGGUGGAGACAG
This is a messenger RNA of Hippopotamus amphibius kiboko, 1778 nucleotides long. RefSeq names its product mitochondrial ribosomal protein L23 (gene MRPL23). Lineage: Eukaryota; Metazoa; Chordata; Mammalia; Artiodactyla; Hippopotamidae. Gene Ontology annotation, cellular component: mitochondrial large ribosomal subunit; ribosome. Gene Ontology annotation, biological process: mitochondrial translation. Bases 1393 to 1719 code for a protein of 108 amino acids. Gene Ontology annotation, molecular function: structural constituent of ribosome. The record is from RefSeq and is a predicted model, not a curated record. The transcript is spliced from 5 exons.